Molecule: messenger RNA, 1805 nt
Organism: Zootermopsis nevadensis
Lineage: Eukaryota; Metazoa; Arthropoda; Insecta; Blattodea; Termopsidae
Gene: Uba4
Product: Ubiquitin-like activating enzyme 4
Biological process (GO): tRNA wobble position uridine thiolation; protein urmylation
Cellular component (GO): cytosol; cytoplasm
Molecular function (GO): thiosulfate-cyanide sulfurtransferase activity; adenylyltransferase activity; URM1 activating enzyme activity
Source: RefSeq, a predicted model, not a curated record
UAAGGUAAGAUUGUGGUUGGUACUUGUAUUUGGUAGGCCCUGGUUCACAAUGGAAACCGCCGAGUCGCUCUUGGAGGAGAUAGUGGAUUUAAAGAAGAAAUUAACACAGAAGGAAGCUAUGUUGAGGAAGCAUCUGAAUCAGAAGUAUGAAGAAACUGAAAGUGGACCUGAAAAAUUAACAAAUAUAGAAAUUGACAAAUACAGUAGGCAGAUCAUCAUGCCAGAAAUUGGAAUGAAAGGUCAGCAGACCUUAAAAAAAUCAUCAGUGUUGAUUGUUGGAGCUGGGGGACUGGGUUGUCCAUCUGCCUUAUACUUGACAGGAGCAGGAAUAGGUCGUAUUGGAAUAGUUGACUAUGAUAAGGUAAAACUGAACAACUUGCAUCGCCAGUUGCUUCAUCCUGAAACAAGUGCAGGCCAACCCAAGGUAUUUUCUGCAGUUGAAUCUCUAAAUAGACUGAACAGUUUUGUACAGAUUAUACCAUAUGACAUGAAAAUGGAUAGGUCCAAUGCAUUGAACACAGUAAGAAAAUAUGAUGUAGUGAUAGAUGCAACAGAUAAUGUGGCAACUAGGUACCUACUCAAUGAUGCAUGUGUUCUGACUAGUCGCCCUCUUGUAUCUGGAAGUGCUCUUAAGCUGGAAGGCCAACUCUCAGUGUACAAUUACAGUAAUGGACCAUGCUAUCGUUGCUUAUUUCCUGUUCCUCCACCACCUGAAACUGUCACAAAUUGUGGGGAUGGAGGAGUAUUAGGAGCUGUUCCAGGUGUUAUAGGAGUACUGCAGGCUCUUGAGACUGUGAAGAUAUUGUUGGGUCACAAAGGAGUUCUAUCUAAGAGACUGUUGUUAUUUGAUGGUUCUGAUUGCUCAUUUCGAAAUGUUUGUCUCCGUGACAGGAUUCCAUCCUGUUGUGUCUGUGGUAAUCAGCCCUCUGUUACAGCCCUGGUGGAUUAUGAGCACUUCUGUGGCGCCAUGGCUAAUGACAAACACACUAAAAUUCAUCUUCUUGAUGAUACAGACAGGAUUCAAGCAGAGGUGUAUCAUGGUCUAUGCACUCAACCACACAUUCUGAUUGAUGUACGAUCACCUUUGGAGUUUGAAAUUUGCCACCUACCAAAGUCACUGAAUGUGCCAUUGAAAGACUUGGUAUUAGAACAAGUUAUACAGCAGUUGAAAGAAUCCAUUGCAGAGAAGUGCUCUAGUGAUAAUGACUUCCCAGUAUUUGUAGUCUGUCGUCGUGGCAAUGACUCCCAGAAGGGGGUUUUGGCACUCCGUAAAGCAUUGCAUGGUCUUCGUGUUUCUGUGAGAGAUAUUAUUGGUGGUCUUCACAGCUGGGCUAAGGAUGUAGACCCUUCCUUUCCUGUUUACUGACAUGUAUUUUAUGUUUGACUGAUGGGUGUUGCCUUGAAUUAAUUUAGAAAAUUUAUUGUAAAAGUUGGGCCGAUCCCACAUCCAAGGAGUUCUACCGAAUGUCUAUAGAUCAGAGCCAACGAAAAGUCGGGACCCGCAGUUCUCAGCCACUUGAAGAACAGGUCGUCAAAGUAUCAAAAUAAAGUAUUGCAAAAGUUAGAAUGUUUAAAAAGAAAGGAAUAAAUAUAACAGUGAGUAUUUAAUGUACUAACUUAAAUUAAUUGUUGCUAAAACCCAAAGCUUACAAUAAUAGGAUGUUAUCACUAUCCAUUGGAAUCCAUUUUUAAAAAUAGUUGAUGUGUACUGUAUUAAAUUUAGUAUAAAAUCCUUUCUGUUAGUAGUAAAUCUUUAAAAAGUGCAAGUAGUUUAUGGCUGUGAAUAAACUUAUGUAUUUGAUGCA